AUGACCAUCCCCGCCGAUAUCCUCGCUGCGUCUGCAGCAGGGAGAAUCCCAAGCAAUGUCUCGCUGGAAUACCUCGCCCAGUCCCGCGAUCACUCCGCCAUUGUGGGAAUCAUUUUCAUGAUCUGUCUCACGGGCCUGUUAAUGAUCUUACGUCUAUACGCCAGAGCCUAUAUCGUCAAGAAAAUCGGUUUGGAUGAUGCAUUGGCCAUCUUGACAUUUGUACUCUAUAUCCCCAUCGUCGUCCUCUCAAUCGUCCUCAUCAACCUAGGAAGCGGCCGACACAUCGAAUACAUCCAAUAUGUCCUCUCCAUGCCCACAGUGCGCCAAACCGAAGUCCUCGACUUCGUCGCCCACGUCCUCUACACAACAGCCCUUUUCCUAUGUCGCCUAUCCGGUCUAGCAUUUUACUACCGACUCACUGCACGCUCAACAAAACUACACAUGAGCAUCCUCGUCGCAGCACCCCUCCUCUUCGCCGCCUACCUCCCCCAGCUCUUCCUCCUGAUCUUCCACUGCAGACCAGUAACAGGUCUCUGGCCUUACGAAUGGCAAACAGAACCUAGGACAUACAAUUGCCUCAGCUGGGGCUUGGUCUACUCCGUCAAUUCAGGUCUCUCCCUCGCAUGCGACAUCCUCAUGUUCGCCAUCCCAGCAAUCCUCAUCAAAGAACUGCACAUCUCAAUGGAGAAGAAGAUCAAACUUUCCAUCGUUAUGUUCCCGGGUGUCUUCGUAAUCGUCAUAUCAGCAGUCCGCGUCUGGCUAGUGGCAAUAGGCCAAUGGGCCUCAGACGGCAGCUGGGCCUACAACCCAAUGCUAUGCAUCGAGAACGCCGAAAUAGCAGGCACAUUAAUCGCGCUCUCGGUGCCAGCCCUAAAGCCAGUCUUCGGCAACGUCUUCGCCCACCUCACCGAAUACACAUCCAGCCACACGCGCUCCCGAUCCCGGUCGACAAAGCUCCGCAGCCAUUCCAAACCGCUUAGUGGUGUUGCGUCUAGUAAUCGCGAUAAUAAGCGGUUGAUUAAUUGGUCGAAGCUCGGUGGGGAUGACUAUGAGAUGAUGCCUAGUGAGGUUUCUGUUGGGACGAGGGAUGGGAACCAUGGACAUGGGGAUGGGGCUAGUGCCAGGGGUGGUUGA
This is a messenger RNA of Penicillium arizonense, 1134 nucleotides long. RefSeq lists its product as uncharacterized. Lineage: Eukaryota; Fungi; Ascomycota; Eurotiomycetes; Eurotiales; Aspergillaceae. The record is from RefSeq and is a predicted model, not a curated record. The coding region runs from base 1 to 1134 and encodes 377 amino acids. The transcript is spliced from 4 exons.